AUCAAGAAACCUCCCCAAAAUGAGAGGUCCCAACAGUAAAUUAAUGGAGAGCAGGCCAUCAGUAUUAGCAAAAUUUCUCCCCAGUGGUUCUGGACAAGAGCUAGGAAACACCAGCAGCUCUGAAGGGGAAAAGGAUUCUCCGCCACCAGAAUGGGACUCUGUGCCUCUUCACAAAGCUGGCAGCUCCACAGACAAUCUUUAUAAACUCUCUCUGCAAACCCUGAACGCAGAUGCUUUCCUGAAGCAGCGACAGCCCUCCCCAACACCCGCCUCUCCAUCUCCUCCUCCUCCUCCUGCAUCCUUUGCCUUUGGGCCACGAGGAGGCACCUACAGCAGCAUUGUGAACAGCAGCUGCAGCCAUGAAAUGAAAAGCAAGCAGCCUAAUGGUACCAAACAUAAGCUGGCAAAGGCAGCUUCUCUUCCAGGCAGGAAUGGUAACCCCACUUUUGCUGCUGUAGCUGCAGGUUAUGACAAGAGCCCAGGUGGCAGUGGUUUACCAAAGGUUUCUCCAAGCAAGACAGAUGUUGCCAGCAAUAUAACCAUUUCCCACACAGUCAUUGACAGUGAUGGCUCUGACAGUUCUGGUUUGUGGAGUCCUGACACCAACCCCAGCAGCCCUGACUUCACGCCUCUCAACUCAUUUUCUGCAUUUAGCCAUUCUUUUAACUUAACUGGAGAGGUUUUUAGCAAGCUUGGUUUAGCCCGAUCUGCUUAUGGGCAGGAUGUUCAGAGAAACUGGAGUGAAUUCAGUAAUGUUCCAUCAUCCAUCUGGGAUCCUUCAGCUACAGAUUCUGUACCCUCCUGGCCAACAAGCUCAAGUUCCCCAACUCAUACAACUGCAUCGAUCCUAGGCAACCCAAGUGGCCUGUGGUCCACUACUCCAUUCAGCAGUUCCAUUUGGUCAAGUAACCUCAACAGCAGCCUUCCCUUCACCACUCCAACAACCGCCCUGUCAGGCAUUGAUCUCAUGGGUAGUGAAAACUCCUCUGCUGCUCCUCCUCCACCUACUGCUGCCACCGUUGCCAACCCUGCUGAAGACAUGGGACAGACCUACAACCCUUGGAGAAUUUGGAGCCCAACAAUUGGAAGAAGAAGUUCAGAUCCUUGGUCUAAUUCACACUAUCCUCACGAAAACUGAGGUUAAGCAAAAGGAAAGAACUCUUAUCCAGGUCAUGAUACAAUUCUGAAUGCAAAUUUUUGAAACAUCAUUUGCGGGCUGUUGCUGGUCAUUGCAAAAACCUGCCCCCCCCACCCCCCAGUCCCGCUUUCAUCACUUGCUCCUUUUUAAAGUCUGUCCUGCAAUAUGGUAGCGUGAGAUUGCGGAUAAGCUUGAAAAAGUCUGGGUGUGGCCACAAAUCCCAACUGCAGCCGAAGCUGUAAAUCCCAACAAUUUCCCUGGUUUCAUGUUUUACCAUCUGCCAUCUUUCUCUAGGAAAUAAUCUGAACUCUAAAGCAGUCCUGGCAUGCAAUACUUUUCUGAAAAGUACAGGUUUGGGUUUUUAAAUUUUUUCCAGUAUUAUCCUCCAAGUUCUAACUUAAAAUCAGAAGGCACUUUGUGCUAAAAUGCAGAGUAUUUUUUUAAAAUAAGGCUGUCUUUGUUAACACAGGUUCUAAGAAUGUAAAAAAAAAAAAAGAGAAAAAAAAAAUCAAGAAAAACAACAGCAAAACCAACAUACAACCUUAAGAGCAAAAUGGCUGAAUGUAAGCGCAUUCUGUUGAGACUGUAACACACUUUCUGUGCUGUUUGUACAUUUGUAAACCUGAAUGCAUUUUUAAGUUGAACUGAAAUGCACACAGCCAAGACUUGUGGAAGAAACAAGAUACCUUGUGCAUUUCUUACGGAUACAACUUUGGGUUGUACUUUAAAAUAAAUACUGCUUUUUUCAA
Messenger RNA from Nestor notabilis (Kea), 1887 nucleotides. Its product is annotated as transmembrane protein 131-like. The transcript has 8 exons. The record is from RefSeq and is a predicted model, not a curated record. Bases 20 to 1138 code for a protein of 372 amino acids. Lineage: Eukaryota; Metazoa; Chordata; Aves; Psittaciformes; Psittacidae.